Messenger RNA from Aricia agestis (brown argus), 1440 nucleotides. Its product is annotated as facilitated trehalose transporter Tret1-2 homolog. Lineage: Eukaryota; Metazoa; Arthropoda; Insecta; Lepidoptera; Lycaenidae. Gene Ontology annotation, cellular component: membrane. Gene Ontology annotation, biological process: transmembrane transport. Bases 30 to 1433 code for a protein of 467 amino acids. Gene Ontology annotation, molecular function: transmembrane transporter activity. The transcript is spliced from 9 exons. The record is from RefSeq and is a predicted model, not a curated record.
ACUGAAAAUAGUGAUUGUGUAAUGUAGAAAUGGGAAUUAUUCAGCAAAUACUCGGUACCGUGCUAAUUAGCUACCUUGGCGUGACCAUGGGUAUAAUGUACACGUGGCCGUCUUCUACGUUCCUUCUCUUCGCGUCUCCGAACACGACUCUCAACCGGCCGAUGACGAGCACGGAGCUCUCUCUGCUCGGGAGUCUCUCUUCCAUCGCCACUCUCAUCAUCACGCCGUUCACCAGCAGCGUGAUAGAUUACUUGGGAAGAAAGAAGUCGUUUCUACUGCUGGGAGUUAAUCAAGUGUUGACAUGGACUAUCCUAGCAAGCUGCGACCGAGUAGAAGCGGUGCUCGCCUCCAUGUUCAUAUCCGGAUGUAGCGGGUGUAUGAUGCUCGUCAUACCUAUGUACAUUUCGGAGAUCUGCAAGGAGAGUAUCCGAGGAUCGAUGACGUCAGCCGCCGUUAUAUCCUUGGGUAUAGGAAUGAUGCUGUCCUAUAUUUUCGGAGGUUACCUGGAGUAUCACGUAAUGAACUAUACGUGUCUGUCCCUGAGCGUGCUUGGGGUGGUGCUGCUGAUGAUGGUGAAGGAAUCGCCGCUGUUCCUACUCCAGAAAGGAUUUGAGAAGGAAGCACUAAGAUCUUUGGCAUUCUAUAGAGGAGAAAAAAUUACGUCGAAGGAAGUUAUUGAGGAGCUCGAAACUAUUAAGCGCACUCUUAAUGUCGCCUUAGACGAGCAAACGCCUGAGGAAGAAAAACUAAAAGCAGAUUUAGAUAAGCCAAGAGAAAAACUCUCGCGCUGGGCAUUCCUAAAGAAAUCCAAGUCCUCCCGUCGCGCGUUGCUCGUGGUGAUCAUGCUGUACACCGCCGCCAUCUUCCAGGGCCUGGUAGUGGUGCAGGUGUUCGCGGAGCCGCUGUUCACGGAGGCCACGCCCACCAUCUCCGCGACGCUGUCCAGCGUGCUUAUGGCGCUGCUCUCCACACUCGCCGGCUUCGUUGGCGCGUACUUAAUUGAACGAUACGGGAGACGGCACCUAAUGAUCUACGCGUCAUCAGCCACAGGUGCAUGCUGCGUGGUCCUGGGGGUGCAGAUCCAAGUGGGUUUCGGUCCGAGCUGGUUGACCACGGUGCUGCUAUACGUGUACUGUGUGUCCUACACCCUGGGCGCGGGAGUCGUGCCGUAUGUUAUCAAUGCUGAGGUGUUCUUGCCUGAGAUAAAAUCGUUCGCAUCAAUGAUCUGCAUGGAGUGGGCGUUUCUGUGUAACUUCGUCGUGCUGUUCAUAUUCAACCCUCUAGUCACUGCAGUCGGUCUCGGGAUCAUAUUCUACAUGUUCGCAGCGUUUUGUUUCCUGUCGAGCGUUUUUUGUUGGUUCUUCUUACCGGAGACCAAAGGAUUGGCCGUCGAUGUCAUACAACAGUCUUUUGUUAAUAAAUGUUACAAAUGAAGCACAA